Messenger RNA from [Candida] anglica, 3636 nucleotides. Lineage: Eukaryota; Fungi; Ascomycota; Pichiomycetes; Serinales; Debaryomycetaceae. The record is from the annotation of a GenBank genome assembly.
AUGUCGUUCAGACAUACGUUACAAGGUGGUUCCCAAUCCAAUUCUAGUCAAGAUAGCAAGCAAGGACACAACCUGUAUGCCAGUGGGAAAACUCUAGGUAUAUUUGCUACUCCCAAGCCCGCUUCUGCGACCAGUAUGGAUCCCACCACCAACAACAACAACAAUAAUAAUAAUACUCAAACUUCAUAUCUGCCUAAACGGUCAUCCUUUCAAUAUUCAGCAACGAAAUCAACACCAUUGGAUUAUUUCACCAACAAUCAUUUUUCUACGUCAUUUAAUUCAUUGAUAUUGGAUGAUUCAUCUGAUAUCACCAGCCAACAACCUCAACAUCAUCACCACCAUAAUAGAAGAAGUAUCAAAAAGAGAAUAUCUAAAUCACCUCCUUUUAAUGUAAAAGAAGAUUUCUAUGGUAGUGGAACUGAAGAUCUUGAACAUGAGAUGAAUACUGAGGACGAUGAUUCUAUAUUGCAGAAAAAGUAUCACUCACCUGGCGUUAAAGAAGUGAAACCAAGACGAUUAUUUGAGAAUAAUAGUACAAUAUCUGAUGAAACUAUCGAUGAUAAUUAUAAUGAUAUUACACUGCUUGAUCCAAGAAGUAAUAGUGCAUCACAACAAUCAUCUAUAAAGAGAUCUUCCAAAUUUUUGAAUCUUUCAAUUGAUUCAUCAAGCAACAAUCAAUUGAAAUUGAUGGCUAGUCUGCAAGGGAAGAACAUGGGUGGAGAACCUGGAGGACUCGAAGAUAUUGAUUAUAUUAGUGAUUUAAAUGAAAUUGAUUCAUCAAUAAUUCGAAAUUUUUCUAGAGAACCAACUCCAAUUGAAAACUCAAGUCCUAUAACGAAAACGACCCCAUUCAACAAUAACAAGUCCAAAAGACCCCAUAUACUCAUAAGUCAAUCACCAUCACCAUCAUCUCAGGGUAAAAUAGUGAAUAAAACUCAACUAUUCCAACAAUCAAUGAGCAAGCAUAAACAUUCUACAUCUAUUGAUCCAUUAAAUCUCAAUUAUGAUGAUGGACCAAAAUUAUAUUCUCCGUCUCAUCUUGGGAAUAAAGGGUUCAAAUUAUUGAAGAAUGCCGAUAAAGAUGCAAUUAUUUCACCAAGUAGACCCCUUAGAUCUAGUCAUCAACAACAACACUCACAACCACAGAAUCAACAACAACAACUAGAACCACAACUACAACAAACAUCACAACCGCAUAUGCCUAAUUUCCUUCAUAAUACCAAUAAUACUAAUUCCGACAAUCGUCCAAAAAGAGUACUAAGUGGUAAUAAAAUAAGAAAAUCAUCAUUAAACAAUAGUGUUAUGAAAAGUCCAUUCACUACUAGGCCCUUACCAGAUACCCAGCAUGAACAACCAAACUCAUCAUCUUCUCCAGUAUCGAACUCAUAUGGAUUUGAAUAUUAUAAUUUGGAUAACCUUGAUGGAAUGGAAUUAGAUUUAAACGACGAUAGUCCUUCCAAGGGUAGGAAAUUAUCCAAUUCAUUAUCUAGCUCUUCCACGAACAAUAACAUUGUGAUUUAUCAAGAUAGUGAGACGGACGCAAUAAAGACAAGGAAGAAAUUGAAAAACCAACUUGCUGAAUCUAAUUCCAAUACAACAUUAAACAUCCCAAUUCAUGAUGAUAAGGAAAACGACUACCAAUCAUCCAACAAGGCAUCUUCAUAUAGAUUCGUGAAACCAUUACAAACAGCGUUCAAAUCUACUGGUCUCUUGAAGAAAAGCGCUCAAAAUAAUAAAGACGCUGGGAGCUUUAAACUUCCACCGGAAACUCCUAUCAAAAGACAUCCGGUUAUGUUAUUAGGAAAUAAUGGAGACCAGCAAGUGCAAGCUAUAAUGCAAACACAUAUACAUCCUCGAGGUUCGAGUUUGAGUCAUAUGAUUUCUUCUGCACACGAGGAAAAUAAUGUUGUAGAUGAUCUGGAACAUUCAAUUGAAGUUGGUAGAAACAAUUCAAUUAUUAAUAUUGAUAAUUCAAUAUCGGAUACUAGCUCGACAUUUUUCAGAUUACCACAGAAUUCUACAUCUACAGUAAAUUCAAAUCAUGUUGGACAAAAUAUCUUAACUCAUAAUACAGACUUGGAUAUUGAACUUUCAGGAUCUGAAAUGGAUUUUGAAGAUUCUAAAUUCAAUGAUGAUGAUAAUGAUGAUGUUAUACCCGAAACACCUACUAAAUCAACAGUUAAAAAAUCACAUUCAAUACCUGCUAAUUUUAGUCCAGUCUCCUUUAGUAAGCUGAGGGCAUCUAAAAAAGAUAAAGGGUUUGUUCCCAAACUUAAUCCAUUAACGAUAUCUAAAACAAAGAUGAAAAAGGAUGAACCAUCUACACCUAUUAAUAACAUUCUUCUGUUGACCCAAAGUUCUCAAUUAAUAAAGAAUCGUCACAAUGAUACCAUUGAUGAAGGCUCACUGAGGGAUUUGUUUAGUCGUGGAAAUUCAUCUGCAACAACCUCACAUCAUUAUGCGUCUACUUUAAAUUCAAUCAAUUCAUCGCAAGCUACAUUAUGUACAGAAUCACUUGCUAAAUCAAUGAAAAUUGAUGACCAUUUGAUCAAUAAAUUUGGAUUGAAGAAUAUAAAAUACCUAGGUACUGGAGAGUUUUCAAUUGCAUUUGAAUGUUUGUUUAACAAUGAAAAAUUGGCCAUUAAAAGAUCAAAGAAGCCUAUUAUUGGGAAACAAGAGAAAAAGGCAAUCAUGAGAGAAAUUGAUGCACUUCGAGCACUUACUUCCGUGAAGGACAGUGACAAGUUGAAUUUACUCGAGCAGGACGAGGGGAAAGAAUACUUGGUGUAUUUUAUUGAAGCAUGGGACUUUAAUAAUUAUUUCUAUAUUAUGACUGAAUAUUGUGAAGGUGGAACUCUUUUCGAAUUCUUAGAAGAGCAUAAAAAUUAUAAACUUGAUGAAUUUAGAAUAUGGAAGAUUCUAAUUGAGAUAUUAAACGGAUUAAAAUUCAUUCACCUGCAAAAUUAUUUGCAUUUAGAUUUAAAACCCGCAAAUAUUUUUGUUACAUUUGAAGGAUCUUUAAAGAUUGGAGAUUUUGGAUUAGCUACUAAAUUACCAAUUUUAGAAAAAGAUUUUGAUUUAGAAGGUGAUAGAAAUUAUAUUGCACCUGAGUUGAUUAACGAUAAGAUUUAUACCCCGUUUGCAGAUAUUUUCAGUGUUGGACUUAUUAUCCUAGAGAUUGCAGCUAAUAUUAUUUUACCAGAUAAUGGAACUCCAUGGAGAAAAUUGAGAAGUGGAGAUUUAUCAGAUGCUGGAAAAUUAUCCAGCGAUAAUAUCAGUGAUUUUUUGCAACACCAAAAUUUCAGUUCACUUUCUUCAUACAAUUCUUAUGGAAUUUCGUCUACAUCAUCCUUGAGUCAUCAUUUCACUCCUAACCCACAAACUUCACAAGUUUGGCAACAAAAUAGAAGGGAAGUCAAGGAAUUAAUUCCGCUGUGGGCACCCGAAUUCUUGGUGGGGAGUAGUGUGAAUAACUUAGAUCGCUUAGUAUCUAAGAUGUUAAAGCCAAACCCAUUCGAUAGACCAAAUGCCAAAAUGAUCUUACUGAUGGAUGAAUGCAUGAUUAUAGAAAACAGACGAAAGGCAGGUGCAACUAUCUACGAAGGAGAAUUUGGUCCGGGUAUUGACGAAGAUUAA